Messenger RNA from Panicum hallii, 1851 nucleotides. RefSeq names its product probable protein S-acyltransferase 1. NCBI's taxonomy places the organism in Eukaryota, Viridiplantae, Streptophyta, Magnoliopsida, Poales, Poaceae. Gene Ontology annotation, cellular component: Golgi apparatus; endoplasmic reticulum. The coding region runs from base 181 to 1581 and encodes 466 amino acids. The record is from RefSeq and is a predicted model, not a curated record. Gene Ontology annotation, biological process: protein targeting to membrane; peptidyl-L-cysteine S-palmitoylation. The transcript is spliced from 5 exons. Gene Ontology annotation, molecular function: protein-cysteine S-palmitoyltransferase activity.
GCAGUACAGCGUGUGAGCAAACGUGCCAAUGAUCCGUACUCCUUCCUACGGCAACAACAAUGCUUCUGCUCCGGCCAUCCGUUGAAAGCAAAGCAGACACACAUUUCCUUCUCGUCACCAUGUCAUGACUCGUGAGAGAAUCCGAACUUCACGCAGCAGUAGCGAGCAGAGGGCAUUAUCAUGAAGCCAGAGCCCGAAGAUGAACCACCGCAGCAGCAGCAGCAGCCGGAGGCCAAGCCCAGGAGGCUCUACCAAGCCUGGAAGGGGAACAACAUAUUCCUGUGCGGUGGCCGGCUGAUAUUCGGACCAGAUGCCGCAUCCCUGCUGCUCACGACGUUCCUCAUCAUCAGCCCAAGCAUCAUCUUCUGCUACCAGAUGAAAGCCAAAUUCCACCACUCUAGUAGUACUGGCCAACAGCAUAUGCAUCAAGCAGCAGUGUUGAUAGUCAUCAUCACCACGAUUGUGGACCUGGUCUUCCUCUUCCUGACAUCUGCAAGAGACCCAGGAAUAGUACCAAGGAACACAAGAGCACCACCUGAAGCUGAUGAAUUACUGCUUGGCUCCAACACACCAUCCAUGGACUGGAGUGAUGGGAGAACCCCACGGAUGAGGUUUCGCCGGACCAAGGACGUCAUUGUGAAUGGCUUCACGGUGAAGGUGAAGUUUUGCGAGACCUGCCUGCGGUACCGCCCGCCACGAUCCUCACACUGCUCCAUCUGCAACAACUGUGUCCACAAGUUUGACCACCACUGCCCAUGGGUUGGUCAGUGCAUUGGACUUAGGAAUUACCGCUACUUCUUCCUUUUCAUAGCGACAUCAACUUUCCUGUGCAUAUUCGUCUUUAUUUUUGCAUGGCUGAGUGUCUACAGCCAAAUGGAAGACAAUGGUGGCUCCAUGUGGAUGGCCUUGCGCAAGGAAGCAUACUCUUUUGCGCUAAUCAUAUAUACUUCCAUUGUUGUUUGGUUUGUCGGUGGCCUCACCGUAUUCCAUCUAUAUCUGAUCGGCACUAAUCAGACAACAUAUGAGAACUUCAGAUACCAUUACGACAAGAAAGACAAUCCCUACCGAAAGAGAAUUGCAGCAAACUUUGCGGAAGUGUUCUUUACCAAGAUACCUCCUCCAAUGACCAAUUUCCAUUCGUGGGUCGGUGAGGGUGCACUUGAAGCUGGAUUCUACACUCCAUACAUUGAGCUGGAUGUGACAAGCCCAAGGGAGAAGAUUGAUCUAGACAGGGAAAACAAAGAAGUACUUCUUGGGGGCGUGCAGAUCCCAACAGUACUUCAGAACAUAGACUAUGGUUCCUUUGAAGAUAGCUCAGAGGACAAGAACAGGAUUGGGGGUGAAAAAACAGUGCAUUUUCCUUCAGCUUGGGCACAGGGAAAUGAAGGUGCUGGAACAUCUGCAACAGCUACCGCAGCAUGCAACGAUGAAACAAGCGAGGACGAUCUUAAUGAAAUUGAUAGUCCGAAUAUAACUUCCACCCAAGCAUCUGCAGAAGCUAACACAGAACCACCAGGUGAGGGUGAUGCUAUAAAGAAAGUAAUAGUUCAAACAGAACUGACCAAUCUCCAGAAGAUAUGAUCAAACAGCUUACUUUAGCUGUGUAUAUCUGGAAACUUGUUUAUAGAUAACUAUAUAUGGCCAUUGUGAUUUGUGGUUGACAUGAUUCUUUAUAACAUACAUGAUAAAUAAAAAAUGGAAAGUGUAGUACUAUUCUUAUCUAUAGCUCAAAACAUGUUUUCAACAAGAGUGUACUAAGGUGAAUUAAUUUUUAUAUCUCCCAUGUAUUGUUCAAAAUAAAAAAUCAAUUUCAUUAUUUACAAGCAUGUUAACCUUGGAUGAGAAAAGUGG